AGAAAUCUCUGCCUGUCUCAGAGACAACCAAACUCGGGAAACAUGUUUGCAGUACACUUGAUGGCGUUUUACUUCACCAAGCUGAAGGAGGACCAGAUCAAGAAGGUGGACAGGUUCCUGUAUCACAUGCGGCUCUCAGAUGAGACCCUCGUGGACAUCAUGGCCCGGUUCCAGGCCGAGAUGGAGAAAGGCCUGGGGAAGGACACCAACCCCACUGCGUCAGUAAAGAUGCUGCCCACAUUCGUUAGGGCCAUCCCAGAUGGCUCAGAAAACGGGGGAUUCCUUUCCCUGGAUCUUGGAGGAUCCAAGUUUCGGGUCUUGAAGGUACAGGUCUCUGAAGAGGGGAAGCAGAAUGUCCAAAUGGAGAGUCAGUUCUACCCAAUGCCUAAUGAAAUCAUCCGCGGGAAUGGCACAGAGCUCUUUGACUAUGUAGCUGACUGCCUGGCAGAUUUCAUGAGAACCAGAGAUCUGACGCAUAAGAAGUUGCCCCUGGGCUUUACCUUUUCUUUUCCCUGCAGACAGACUAAGCUGGAGGAGGGCUUCCUGCUUUCAUGGACCAAGAAGUUCAAGGCCCGGGGAGUUCAGGACACAGACGUGGUGGGCCGCCUUGCCAGCGCCAUGAAAAAGCACAAGGACCUGGACGUGGACAUCCUGGCCUUGGUUAAUGACACUGUGGGGACCAUGAUGACUUGUGCGUAUGAUGACCCCAGCUGUGAAGUCGGUGUGAUCAUUGGAACAGGCACCAAUGCAUGUUACAUGGAGGACAUGAGCAACAUUGACCUGGUGGAAGGUGACGAGGGAAGGAUGUGCAUCAACACGGAGUGGGGGGCCUUCGGGGACGAUGGGGCUUUGGAGGACAUUCGCACGGAGUUUGACAGAGAGCUGGACCUUGGCUCGCUCAACCCUGGGAAGCAACUGUUUGAGAAGAUGAUCAGUGGCCUAUACAUGGGGGAGCUGGUUAGGCUCAUCUUACUAAAGAUGGCCAAAGUCGGUCUCCUCUUUGGGGGUGCAAAAUCCUCCGCCCUCCACACAAAGGGCAAGAUUGAAACACAGCAUGUGGCUGCCAUGGAGAAGUAUAAAGAAGGCCUGGCCAACACGAGGGAGAUCCUGGUGAAUCUUGGCCUGGACCCCUCCGAGUCAGACUGUAUUGCUGUCCAGCAUGUGUGUACCAUUGUCUCUUUCCGCUCGGCCAAUCUCUGUGCUGCUGCUCUGGCAGCCAUCUUGACACGCCUCCGAGAGAAUAAGAAGCAGGCCCGGCUCCGCACCACAGUGGGCAUGGAUGGGACCCUCUACAAAAUACACCCUCAGUACCCCAAACGCCUGCACAAGGUGGUGAGGAGACUGGUCCCAAACUGUGAUGUCCGCUUCCUCCUGUCAGAGAGUGGCAGCACCAAGGGGGCCGCUAUGGUGACCGCAGUAGCCUCUCGGGUGCAGGCCCAGCGUAAGCAGAUUGACAAGGUGCUGGCUUUGUUCCAUCUGACCAGAGAGCAACUCAUGGGUGUGCGGGACAAGAUGCGGACUGAGCUAGAGUACGGGCUGAAGAAAAAGACUCAGGCUCUGGCUACGGUGAAGAUGCUCCCCACCUAUGUCUAUGGCAUGCCUGAUGGCACAGAGAAAGGGAAGUUUCUUGCCCUGGAUUUGGGGGGAACUAACUUCCGAGUUCUCCUGGUGAAGAUCAGAAGUGGACGGAGGUCAGUGCGAAUGUACAACAAGAUCUUUGCCAUCCCCCUGGAGAUCAUGCAAGGCACUGGUGAGGAGCUGUUUGACCACAUCGUGCAGUGCAUCGCUGACUUUCUGGACUACAUGGGCCUUAAGGGGGCACAGCUGCCUUUGGGCUUCACAUUCUCCUUUCCCUGCAGACAGACCUGCAUUGACAAGGGUACUCUGGUAGGGUGGACCAAAGGCUUCAAGGCCACUGACUGUGAAGGGGAGGAUGUGGUGGACAUGCUCAGAGACGCCAUCAAGAGGAGAAACGAGUUUGACCUGGACAUAGUUGCAAUCGUGAAUGACACGGUGGGGACCAUGAUGACAUGCGGCUAUGAAGAUCCCAAUUGUGAGAUUGGCUUGAUUGCAGGGACAGGAAGCAAUGUGUGCUACAUGGAGGAGAUGAGGAACAUUGAGCUGGUGGAAGGGGAUGAAGGGCGGAUGUGUAUCAACACAGAGUGGGGGGCCUUUGGAGACAAUGGCUGCAUAGAUGACAUCUGCACCCAGUACGACAAGGAAGUGGAUGAGGGCUCAUUGAAUUCAGGCAAGCAGAGAUAUGAGAAAAUGACCAGUGGGAUGUACCUGGGGGAGAUUGUGAGGCAGAUCCUGAUCGACCUUACCCGGCAAGGGCUCCUCUUCCGGGGGCAGAUUUCAGAGCGACUCCGGACCAGGGGUAUCUUUGAAACCAAAUUCCUGUCCCAGAUUGAAAGUGACCGACUGGCCCUCCUGCAGGUCAGGAGGAUCCUGCAGCAGCUGGGCCUGGACAGCACGUGUGAAGACAGCAUUGUGGUGAAAGAGGUGUGUGGGGCCGUGUCUCGGAGGGCUGCCCAGCUCUGUGGCGCAGGCAUGGCUGCCAUCGUGGAGAAAAGGAGAGAAGACCAGGGGCUUGAGCACUUCAAGGUCACUGUGGGUGUGGAUGGAACGCUAUACAAGCUGCACCCUCACUUCUCACGGAUCCUGCAGGAGACGGUGAAAGACCUGGCCCCUCAGUGUGAUGUGACAUUCAUGUUGUCAGAAGACGGCAGUGGGAAGGGAGCAGCUCUGAUCACAGCUGUAGCCAAGAGGUUACAGCAGCAGGGGAAGGAAAAGUAGGUGGCCCGCCAGGUCUGUGAUGCCCCAUGCUGACCAGGGACCACCAGAUGACCUCCUGGCCGACCUUCCCUUCUCCAGGGCCAGAAGAGAACCAGAGU
Messenger RNA from Phodopus roborovskii (desert hamster), 2894 nucleotides. It is a transcript of the gene Hkdc1, whose product is annotated as hexokinase domain containing 1. Bases 43 to 2796 code for a protein of 917 amino acids. The transcript is spliced from 18 exons. Gene Ontology annotation, cellular component: cytosol; mitochondrion. Gene Ontology annotation, biological process: glucose 6-phosphate metabolic process; intracellular glucose homeostasis; glycolytic process. Gene Ontology annotation, molecular function: mannokinase activity; fructokinase activity; D-glucose binding. The record is from RefSeq and is a predicted model, not a curated record. Lineage: Eukaryota; Metazoa; Chordata; Mammalia; Rodentia; Cricetidae.